AUGCUGGCAUCCGUGUACACGCAACACAAGACGAACUACGAUUGUGCAAGGACCUUAACCAAGACAGCGAGAACGAAUCAAAGCGACAUUCUCAAACAGAAACUUGCUGGAUAUCCCAAGAAGAAGACAAAUGCAACCAUCCUGAAGCAGACCCCUUCUACGAAGAGCGGCAAGAGCUCAAAGAGGGACUUCAAGGAGAUCCACCAGUGUAAAUCCAAUCAUCCCGGAUGCAAGGAUGUAGCGAUUGUGUCACCCUCCAUUCAACGUCUGGAUGGCUCUUACUUCAGGGUCUCUUGGGCCCCCUGUGGUUUGGAAUUCGCCCGGGAGUACAUCAGGAAUCGCGCAGCCGACCCGGAUAUCGCGGACCUUAUUAAUAAUGAUCGAGUGGCCGAGCCUCCAAGAGGAAGGUCGCGGCAGGCCAAGCCCGUGCCACCAGAGCGGGCACACAUGUCGGCCGGCGGCGGCACUGACAUGAUGUACGAUGUCGGAGACCCCGACGAUCCCUACGCCGGCGAGAACAUUGAGAUGGGACCUGUCCCGACAGCGUUUCCUGAAGACGACAUGGUCUACGACUUGCCCGUACCACCGGAGGCAUACAGGUCCCGCCGCCGUAAGAAGGGGAAGAAGGCGAACACGGUACCUGGUCCGUUCGGUAGACCUGUUCCGGCGCCAGGCCAGGGCGGCAUGAUGUACGAUGAUCCCGAUGAUCCAUACGGCGGCGAGUUCGCUGGUGUCCAAGGUAUAUAUUACAUGGGAGAGGGCAUGGACUACCCUGGAGAGAGCAGCGGCAUGGGACAUGCUGCUACUGGUGCAUACGGAGACAACUCACACGAUUCCUCGACCAGGAGCACCGCUGCCCCGCGGUCCAAACCCCCUCGCGCCAAAUGGGUAGCAAACCGGCACGAGAACUUCUACCGCGGGGACGAGUUUGAGGAUGGUAGGUUUGUCGACCCUUUCGGGGUCGAGGUUGCUCAGGAAGAGAGGGCACCACCGCGGACUUCCACGAGUUACACAGCGACCACCGAUAACUAUGACACGAUACUACACUACUCCAUGGACUACAGGACUCUCUGA
Molecule: messenger RNA, 1074 nt
Organism: Diaporthe batatas
Lineage: Eukaryota; Fungi; Ascomycota; Sordariomycetes; Diaporthales; Diaporthaceae
Exons: 2
Coding region: 1-1074 (357 amino acids)
Source: RefSeq, a predicted model, not a curated record